UACGAAUCUAGAUAAACAAAUAUAAAAUAAAUAUAACCAAUAUUUUUAAAAUGUGUGGCUUCAUUAACACCAUGGAGAUAAAAAAUGUUCACUGUAGUACAUGGUUUCAUGUAGUUGCACUACAGUAACGGAGAUGGGUGAAAACAAUGACAAAGCACCGAACAUAUUUUCCCUAAUAUGAACUAAAACAUCUCGGUUACGUAUGAAAGGGAACCAGCGGAACGCAGGACUUUGGUUUACGUGCUAGACAUGGUUAUGACCACUAGAUGGCCACACAGUACUCCGAAAAGCUUCAUUGUAACGAACCAUUUUGUGAUGCAGCUGAGAGGAAUGCGUCGCAAAAAAGUUCGAUUAUUUUGUGUAUAGCUGUGAUAUUGCUCUGCUAUUUCAACCUUCAGACUCUAGCCAUACUGACAGAAUGUGAAAUCAGCCUACAGAAGCAGAAGUUACUUUUUUAGGUUGUUGAAGCAGAAGCUGAUCAGCACUUGAAUGAGGGUCUUGUAAUGCUAGACUGCAGUAGCUGUGUCCUUUGGAAGAGGAUCCUGAGAUGAAUAUAUUCUGAGAUAUAUUAUGCUGUGCCCAAACAGGACUCAUUCACCUCUCAAACGAAUGUAGAAAUGCUUCAUGAGCAUUGCAAGAAAACUGUCCACCCACAGACAGAUAACCUCGGGACAUCAUAGAAGCCUAUUUAAGAGAAGAAUAUUCGAUAUCUAUAAUAUACACCUAAAAGCAUAGUUUUGGUCAAGAUGUUUUCCGCUCUGAAGAAGCUCGUUGGCUCUGAGCCCACUGGUCAGGUAAAGGACAAGAACAUCCCUGCUGGCCUGCAGUCAAUGAACCAGAGUCUGCAGAGAAGAUUUGCUAAAGGGGUUCAGUACAACAUGAAGAUAGUUAUUCGAGGAGAUAGAAACACUGGAAAAAGCACCCUGUGGCAUCGGCUGCAGGGUAAGAAGUUCCAGGAAGAGUACAUUCCCACUCAGGAGAUCCAGGUCACUAGUAUUCACUGGAAUUACAAAACUACUGAUGAUGUGGUGAAGGUAGAGGUUUGGGAUGUGGUGGAUAAAGGCCAAAAAAUCCCCCUUCCAGAAGGUGUAGGAAAGGGGAAAAAGAGAGGUGAAACCUUGAAGUUGGAGAACGAACCUCAAGAGCAGACGGAGAGUGAACUGGCCUUGGAUGCUGAGUUUUUGGACGUGUAUAAGAACUGCAAUGGUGUGAUCUUGAUGUUUGACAUCACCAAGCAGUGGACUUAUAAUUACAUUCUGCGGGAGUUGCCUAAAGUACCCACUCAUGUGCCUGUGUGUGUACUGGGAAAUUACCGGGACAUGGGAGAACACAGAGUCAUUUUGCCUGAUGACAUCAGUGACUUCAUUGCCGGUCUUAACAGACCCCUUGGCUCCUCUUACAUCCAUUAUGCAGAAUCUUCAAUGAAGAAUGGUUUUGGUUUAAAAUACUUGCACCGAUUCUUCAACAUUCCGUUCUUACAGCUUCAGAGAGAGACCCUGUUACGACAGCUAGAGACCAAUCAGUUGGACAUUGAUGCCACGCUAGAGGAGCUAACAGUUCAGCAGGAGACAGAAGACCAGAAUUAUGAGAUUUUCCUGGAAAUGAUAGAGUCUCGUAGUAAAGGCUACAGCUCUCCCGGCCCUGCUAAUGGACAGAGCCCCUCCUCAGGCUCGCAGUCUCCCAUCGUUCCUCAGAGCGGAUGCUCCACCAGCAGCUCUAGCCCCUGUAGCCCCCAGCAGCCUCCCAUUCCCUCCCAGACCGUGAAGUCUCCAUCCCCCUCUCCAUCCCCUCCUCCUCCCCCUCUCUCCUCAACCCAAGCGGCUGCGGCCUCUCCCUCCCCUUCCUCUGCUCUCCCCGACCCGACGGUCUCUGCUCCAGCUCAGGCGUCUGCCUCUGCUCCUCAAACCCAGAAACGCAGCUUCAUCUCCAGGCUCUUUGGCUCCGCUCCCACCCAGGAUCCUCCAGAAGUCACCCAGGAGCCAGAUUCAGUCUCUGCAGAGGCUCCGUCUACAGUUCAGAGCGUGGAUGAUUUUGUGCCAGACGAGGGACUAGACAAAAGCUUCUUGGAGGACAGUCUCCCUUCUAACCCAAAAUUGGCUAUGAACACCCAGCCCUCUGCUGCGGGCGCUGCAGAUAGUGACAGUGAAGGGGAAGGAAAAGACGGGAACCCCAUGGUCGCUGGUUUCCAGGAUGAUUUGGACCCUGAUGAUGCAGAACUUGAACCCAGAGCUUCUAUCCCCACUAAAGACUUGGACCUCACUCUCUCCAGUGAUGAGGACGCUCCAAAGCCUUCUGUAGCUCAGGAUGAAGAUCUGAACCCUGGACCUCACCUGGUGGCUAUGGAUUCAUUAUCACUGGAGGACAAACCAAAACCUAUCCACAAGGAGCCAUUGAUCCAGGCCCAGGUGAUUGUCAGCAGUCAGAACGUAGAGGCUUCCAUUCUUAGUCCCACUCCGGUACACAUUACACAACCACUGCAGACAGCGUCAGAAGCAGGAGCCCUGUCAGAUCCCCCAGCACAGGUCGUUAAACAGAAAGAAAAAUCAGCUCAGGUGGAGUCCUCUGACUCCGACCCAGACGAGCCUGUGGCCAAACAGAUGCUUUCAUUCGUCAUGGAUGACCCUGACUUUGAGAGUGAGGAGGAAGUCAUACAGAAAGUGAAUAAGGAAUCUUUCACAGUUAGAGAUGAUAUUCCUGACCUCUCGGAUGAUGACAUCACCGCAGCUAAAAUUCCUGAGCCCAUGAAGCCUACUGUACUCUCCUUUAAAAGCAAGAAUGACGGUGACCUCUUUGGUCUAGGAAUCGAGGAAAAGCCCAUCAAAAGCAAAGACAGCAGUGAGGAACAAGAUGAAAAAGAAAGCAAACAUUCCAAGGAAAAGAAGAAAAAGAAAAAGAGGAGCAAAGAGGAUGAUGACAAAAGCAGCAAGAAGAAGCACAAACACAAGAAAAAGGAAAGAGAUGAGGCAGGUGUGACCGCAGAAGAAAAGGACAAGAGAAAAAGAAAGUCACGAAGCAAGAAAACUGAUGAUCUUGAAGCUUUUCUGGCUGGAGAAGAAGCCUCAGCGAAAAGAGAGGAGGGCGACUAUGAGGAACUGUAACUUUCUCGCGCUCUCUCUCUCUCUCUCUCCCUCUCUCUCUGUGCAUUGGUACCACAAGCUUGAAAUGUUCUCAUCAAAAACCACAAAAACAUGCUUUUUCUAGCAGCCCAACAUGUGAUGAUGUGUUGAUCUGUCUGACAGGUUACAAAACUGCUUCACACUGGUUUCCAUGUGCUACAAACACUUGGCAGUCCAUCCACUAUCCCUGAAGAGUUUGGGAUUUGCCAGCGUAGUUCACACUCUUUGGGCCUUAAACUGCAAUAAGUGGAAAAGCCAUGCAAAAUUGUCACUUGCAUGUAAUUUGACCUUUGAUGUUUUUCGGAUUGAAAUGAAUUUGUCACUCAUAAAUUUGUGUUUUCUGAAUGUUUACAUGGUUGCUUUUAUAUGGUUGCAUUUUUGUCAUCACAUAUGUGAACCAUUACCACUCUGAUACAAUGCUUUUCAUUAUUUUAUUGCAUUGUUAGUUGCCUUGUGUAUGUGGAUUAGUUGGUGUUUUUGCUCAAUAGAUGUUCUGAGAGCUUGGCUUUGUGUAGUUUUGCCAUGUGCUUGGUGUUUAAUUAAAUAUACUGUAUUUCAUGGUAGGAUUAUUUGUUUUUCCAAAAUAUAUCAAGAAAAAUAUUUUCUAAAUAUAAAGGAGGUUGUCAGUAAAUGCUCUCAUGAUAGGGGGAAGAGUAGUUACGACAUUGCCGAUUAUUUUCGCAAUCUAUAAAUCAGGAAAUGCCUUAAAGGAUACUAUGGUGCAAAUGCAAGACUUAAAAGAACUCAAAUAGACCAGUUAAAAAUGUGCGUGUAAAAAACAAUGAGAUCUUUCUACUGUGUAAUUAUGCAAAAUUGUGUUUAAGGUUUUAUUUUUCUGUAAUUAUGCCAUUUUGAAUUUUUGCACUCCAUCUUUCUUGUCUACUUUACCGUUUUAUGAUGGUAAAUUACAAGAAAAUACCUAUAAUGCAUUGUCAUUUGAGUUUUAUUAUGAUUAUUUUUGGCCUAAUAUUUGAUUAAAUCACUAUCGAUUGAAACUGUGCAGUUGCUUGAAGAUUUAAAUCUGUACAAAAAUACUAUCAUAUAUUUUUUUGUAAUGUAACUGGGUUGUUGUUGUUUUUUUAGUGAGGCUAUAUUACUUUAAGUUUGUUUAUUUUUUACUUUCUCUUUCUCUACUAAUAAUGAAAGAAAGUUAGCAAAGACGCCAGACAAUGUUCGACUUGACUUCAGCUUCAAGUCUGAUACAGUUUGUGCAAUGAUAAAAAAAAGGUUGUUAUAUAUGCAUUCUUACAUCAAAAUCAUGUUGAAUUGUGUGUUCAUUGAUGCUUUGUUGCAUUGACAUUUGUUUUUGUUUUUUAUAUAAAGAAAAUGUAAUAAGAUCAGGCAUAUUAUUUAAAAGAAGAAAGCACACACACACAUAUAUAUAUAUAUAAUGUGUAUAAGAUAAACAUUUCACAUGAAUGACAUGCAAUAACAAUAAGGUAAAUUAUAAACACCAAAUUGUAUGUUGAUUUACAUAACAAAUGAAACAUAAUAUUGUCAUGCUGCUGUUUUUACUGUGGACAUUUUUGUAUAAACAAAAAAAAAACAAUUAUAAGGAAUUACAACAACAAAAACUACAUUAUUCCCCUGAUGGUGACUUAAGACAAACAAUAUUUCGUUUAUUCUUCAGUAAAGGUGAAGGCCUCAUUCUUCUGCCACUUUUCUUUGGCAUAUGACAUCAUGUAGUCUGAUAUAUUAUGUUGUCUGCAAAUUGGAUAAUUUCAGUUAAAGAACAAAUUUUAUUGAUGUUAACAGCAGAGACUAAAUGAGAGAAAAAUGGACCAUGUGCUCUUACCUUUCUAUCGCCACGCUUUCCUAUGGUCAGCAAAACAGUGACAUGUAAUCAAAUAAAAAUAAACAUUUACAGAUGUUAAA
This is a messenger RNA of Carassius gibelio (silver crucian carp), 4991 nucleotides long. RefSeq names its product RAB, member RAS oncogene family-like 6b (gene rabl6b). Bases 747 to 3098 code for a protein of 783 amino acids. The record is from RefSeq and is a predicted model, not a curated record. Gene Ontology annotation, molecular function: GTP binding. The transcript is spliced from 17 exons. Gene Ontology annotation, cellular component: nucleus; cytosol. Lineage: Eukaryota; Metazoa; Chordata; Actinopteri; Cypriniformes; Cyprinidae.